GCAAACAGAGUCUCUGCUCUUUUCCUCGACCGCGGGGGCCCCACGCAGGCGGAUGCGUGUGUCUUGCUUCCAUCUGCAAGGUUUCCUGUGGUCCACAGGUUGCUUCCCUCGUCAUCGGUUUAGAGCACACCUGUGCAAUACCACAAGAGCAGAGAAGCCACGGAUAUGUGCAUGAUUUCUCCACUGUGUCUGGAGAAAGUUCAGCAUGAGCAGUUGACGUAACACAAGUAGGACCCCUGGAAGCAGCUUAUGUGGUUUUGGUUGAUGUUUAGGCUGUGUUGAAGUAGAGCAUCCAUCGAGAGGUUUCACGGGCUCUGCUUCCUAUUUCAUCCAGGAAUGGUAAAGAUAUGAAAAACAUCAAUAUUGGAGUUAUGCUUCGUAAUGGUGCUGGAACGAGCAGAGGACGGGAUGACAGCAGUGCCCAGCAACAGCUUCAGCAUGCGGAGGAAGAGUCCUCUGAGCUUUCCAGAUCACACCUAACGUCAUCAGUCAACAGUUCACCUUUGACCUCACCCCAGUGCCUCAUCACUAAGAAUACCAGUGAUAAAACCAACAAGCAGCAUUUGCAGUUCAGUGUGUCGAGGCCUUCAGUUUUACGCAAGGGCAACCAGGUUCUACCACAGGCUUUGUCCAACCAGUCUGGUCUGGGAAACUGGCCUACCGAGAUCGUGUGUAAGGCUGAAUUUGAAAAUAACCUCUCAGUGAACUCAUCGUCUUACAACACAAACACUGCCUGCAGAGACAGUGCAUCUGGACCAAGUCCCAGACAGAGCACACCAGAGUGCCAUACAGAACUGCCACAGGUAGUCUUAGAGAGCUUGCUGUCUGCCAAAGGGAUAUGUCGCUGGCCAGACUGUGAAGAAGUAUUCAAAGAAUACACACACUUCUUGAAACAUCUAAAUUCUGAACACCGCCCUGGGGACAAAACUUUUGAACAAUGGAGACGGCAGAGAGAUAUUGUAAAACAAAUUGAGAAUCAGUUGAUUGUGGAGAGACAAAGACUACAGGCCAUGUACAUGCAUCUGUUUGACAUAAAAUCUUGCACUGAGAACAACCCCAGUUUGAAGCAGUCCAGCAGUCCUUCAGGAAGCCUACAGGCCUGUGAGAGUGUGACCGGUCUUCAGGGUGGUAACAGAGUCCCUGCUGAAAUGUUACCUCCAGGAUACUGGCAGAUCCCUACCUCACAGUUCAUACCAGGAAUUAUCCCCAGCAUUGAGUGCUACAAAUACACGAACAUAAGACCACCAUUCACCUAUGCCUCCAUGAUAAGAUGGGCCAUUCUGGAGUCUCCAGAGAAACAACUAACUCUGAAUGAAAUCUAUCACUGGUUCACACGCAUGUUCUGCUACUUCCGUCACAACACGGCCACGUGGAAGAAUGCUGUUCGACACAACCUCAGUCUUCAUAAGUGCUUUGUCCGUGUCGAUGGAAGAAAGGGCUCUGUUUGGACAGUGGAUGAGGCAGAAUUUCUAAGGAGAAAAGGGCAGAAGUUACACAGGGACCAAGAUAUGAGUUGGGUGGCACACUAUUCCAUGUUUUAUUCUUGAAAUUGUAUUCUUCAGUGCUUAGUCACCUUCUGAGUAACCACCACCAAAACCUCAACAUGUCUCUUUCAUUAAAUAUAUUAGAGCUUUCUGAUUUUUAAUCAGCUUCCCUUCCCUUUGACCUGCUAGGCCACUGAAGUGUAAGCUAAGCUAAGAGCUUUUAGCUACACAAGCAUGUUCUACAUGCAUAAAAUACUAAGGUUGAAAAUGUUUCUGUUAA
Colossoma macropomum (tambaqui) is the source of this 1764-nucleotide messenger RNA. RefSeq names its product forkhead box P3a (gene foxp3a). The record is from RefSeq and is a predicted model, not a curated record. Gene Ontology annotation, molecular function: RNA polymerase II cis-regulatory region sequence-specific DNA binding; DNA-binding transcription repressor activity, RNA polymerase II-specific. Gene Ontology annotation, biological process: regulation of transcription by RNA polymerase II. The transcript is spliced from 12 exons. Bases 348 to 1547 code for a protein of 399 amino acids. NCBI's taxonomy places the organism in Eukaryota, Metazoa, Chordata, Actinopteri, Characiformes, Serrasalmidae. Gene Ontology annotation, cellular component: nucleus.